CAGCCGACCUGCUGCCACUUGCGAUCGCUCUUGAAUGAUCUAAAAUUGAAAAUGUCACACUAAAAUACUCCCUGGUUACAGACUGCUGCGCUGUGAAUCCACCCAAUUUGAAUUUUAUCCCUGGACUACUUGGUCAAUUGGAAAGAGUAAUGGCACGUCCGCCGAGCAGGAGAUAUCUUUUCAAUAACUACAUUGUAUGCUUGUACAUUUAAAUUGUGCAGUCCAACACUCUGAGCAGCUAGCGGAACUAUGCGUGAACGGCGAAUGCGAAAGUAACAGUUAGUUGGCAAAGGUACAGUGCAGUUACUGAGUUAGGCGUGCAUGAAGGCUGAGACAGUGAGAGGACCGAGAAUACUCGCAGUCACGACCAUGAACUGCUGACGGGUUUCAAUGAUGAUUAUGAUGAUGAGUCCGAGCGUUGCUGCCGCUCCAGCUAUGCCACGUCCACACUGAGAUGACCCCGCCGUGCACAGCAGUACGCGUGGUAAGCUGAUGAAGACUUCACCGAAGAGAAGGCGAACCAAUCAACAACAGCUACCGGCCACGGGGUAGCGAGGCCGGCAACGAAGGCGAACCAAUCAACAACAGCCACCGGCCACGGGGUAGCGAGGCCGGCAACAUCUAACUGUCCUUGGACAUCCGACUAGUAGUAUUGAUUUCCUCCAAUCAGUGGCUGGCCAGUGAGCGGACCUGUGCGAGCCGAUAGCACUGAGUCUGUCACGAGACACCGGUGCACACUGGCGACCCGUUCUGCCAUAAAUUACUUGAGCAGCCACAGCCUCAACUUCUCAAGUUCCCAAACUACUGAACAAAGUAAGCAAAAGUGGUACGGUUUGCCAAGUAACUAACUAAGAGCAGCGAACAUCAAUGUUUCUUCAAUCUGUACCCAAGAUAACGCGUGGUGAUCAUGAACAUCCAGAGAUCAUUUGAAGAUGCCACAGGAAAGGACCAAGACCAAGAAGAAAGCGAAGGGGCUGCACAAGAGCAGAGAUACGGCACCUUAUCCUGACAAUUACCAUCAGCCUUCAAGACGGAAUGGUGGAAUACUGUACGCGGGUGAUUGGGAAGGCACUGCAGAGGAGGCCGCUGGUCUGGUCAGCAAACCAGUUGCUGUACAAGAAACUAACCGACAUCCUCAACAACAACAGCAGCACAAGCAGCAGCAGCAGAAAAAACAGCGACAGCGGCAUCGUCCACCUGAGGUAGUCAUCGAAGCCACAGCACCGCAAACAGCAGUCAACGGUGCAGAUACAGAUGACGGCGGAGUGACUGUUCCAAGAGAAUUGACACCACGCUGCAAAGACUUCCCGAUCGGUGCUGCAGACAAUGCUGAAGACAUGCAGCCAGAGUCUGAUGGUGGACGAUCAGGUGGAACGGAGGAGUCCUGGUCAUCUGAUGACCUGCUAGGAUCAGCUUACUCAUUGACAUCCAUUAGCUCUGGGAGGGUCAGAAGGAGACGACGGAGACUCCAAACUCAUCAAGCAGGUUCAAGGCGCAAAGAGCAGAAGGCUGCACAUUCCGACUCUCAAUCUGAGCAGGGCAGUGAACAGGAAUUUGUAUCAGUGGCUCAAAAGGCAACAUCCAGUGGUGGAGAACACACAGCACCAGGCGGUCUGGAUGCAAUGAUCGCCGGAGGGGAAUAUGCCGCACCAUCGGCAUUGCCGCGCCCGCAAGCCGCACACCACGGCGAAGAAGAUGGCAUGACAUCUCGCCCUCGAGCUCCCAAGCCCAUGGGGCAAGUUGUCACGGCAACACCUCGUAACGUGAGAGGCAAGCGGCAGGAGGAGGAAGCGGAGGCUGUAGUGACACCGUCUCCAAGUCCCGUGCUAUACGAGCGCACUGAAUCCCCAGGGUCUGAUGAACAAGAGACCGUAGAGCCUGAAUCCAGCAAUGAUGAUGAUGAUGAUGAUGAUGAUGAAGAAGAAGAAGAAAAUGAAGAUGAAGAGGAAGAAGAAGAAGAAGAAGAAGAAGAAGAAGAAGAAGAAGAAGAAGAAGAAGAAGAAGAAGCAACGUAUACUGCCGAGCAAGAAGCUACAGCAUCACCUCAUCGCAGCGGAGCUAGAGCCGCUGGACAGGACGGUGACACGUGGCAGUCCCGUGCGACAGUGCACGUACACUCUGACCUAAGCAGACCCGGCCGGCAGGGUGCAACCUCCGAUAAGAACAUACGAGGUGGACCUGGGCAACGGGCUGCUGGCCUCCCACCAGCCAAGAAAGGUCAAGCUGCAAAGAAAGGACAACGAACUAAACCAGGACGUACGACAGCGCCAAAGGAGCCCGACAAAAAGAGGGACCGAAAAAGAAAUGGGAAAGAAGAAGAGAAGGUGGUUGAGGCAACCUUCAUUAUGGUCUUCCAGGUCACCGUGCAGUAUCCACCUCCUAAAAAAAUAGAGCCCGAGGAUGAAAAGGUCGUCAAGCCUACAAACCAGAAAAAAAGUCGUGGAGCACCUGCUGCUGAGCAUGAGGCCUUGCCCGCCGCUGGUAAGCCCAGGAAGGUGAAGAAGAGGCCUGGCAGCGAGCAUGGCCAGGCGCCCAGCGAUGGCGAACACUACUUCCACUUCAAGUACUCUAUAUUCGGCACGCAGCCGUGCGUGGAGUUCGACAUGACGGUGAUACCCAGCUUCAGAGCGGCCAAGGUCCAUUCGCAGAAGCAGGCGGUCGCGUUGGUCGGAGAAGUGGACGAGAAGGGAAUGCAUUUCCUCUUCAGUAUGACCCACCCAUGGAAAAUCCCCGAGAAGAACCUACCGGACUACUAUCUUAAAAACAUUGAAGUCAACAUGUGGGACUCGGUGGACUACAUUGACCAGCAUGCCUACAAUGACAGGCCCAAGAGGCCAGCCGUGACCGGCAACGAACCUAGACGAGGUCGACCAACUCCUCCACUCCGACCGCCGGAACUUGCUGCAUCUCCGAUGUCAGGACGCCGGUCUAUAAGCUCACUGACAAGCAUUGCAGAAGAAGGUGAUGGUUUGUCAGCUCGCACAACUCCUGCCACAGCAGCAUAUACUCGUCCACUGCCACAGCUUCGUGCACAGAAAGACAAGGACAAGUCGUCAUUGUUUAAUAAACUUGGUACAAGGAAACCACCCGGUCUGUACAUCGGACCAGAAAUGAAAGUAAUCUUCAAGAAGACUGUGGAACCACUCGAUCUGCCUGACCCACAGUGCGUUUUGCAGAUAUCUCCUCACAACCUGUAUGAGUUUGAGGAAACGGCGGUGGUCUAUCCAAUGAGGUACGGUGAUCGCGGUGUUGCCCCCGGUGCUUGCAUACACAACAAGAUUGCCGGCCUGAAGAGUGUGGGUGUGCACAUGGCAUUGAAUAGUGGCACACUACUGACGGACAAGGUGAAGGAUGCUCUCUUGCCGAUGAGGAUCAUCGUCCACCAGGUGAAGUAUCUGCCAAGCACACCGCUCAGCUACCAACGGCUGUCGUCCACGUGCAACGACGUCUGUGUCCACUUUCGAGUGCCCUGCUACAGUCAUCUGCGCACAUCGAAAAUGCCCCACGCCCCGACGAUCAGCUUUGAGUCGGGCAGCAUUGUCAUGCUCCGUUACAUUCCUCUAGAGCUGCUGCACGAGUUUAUGCUGGGCCCGCCGAUGGCGUUUGAGCUGCACGAUCGCGAUCGCAAGGACAGUGUGGUUCGAGCCGGUCAGCAGCACGGCGGUUGGCGAGAAUUUGAUGAUAAGCGUCAUCCGAACCAGCACUUUGUCCCACAGAGCAUGUUGCAGACUUUGAGCUCUUUGUGGGACUGUCGGAAGGGACGACCACCUACGUGGGAUCCGUAUGGCCGUGCAUACGUAGACUUGUCACCGCUUACACGUGGCAGCACGGUGUUGGAGACAGUGGUACCUGUGCAUGCCGGACCGAAGAUCAGCCAGCGGCAACGGGACCUCAACAGACUGAAGACUCUCGUGUGGGGAGAUUGCGAUGAUCCGUCAGAGGCCGGCCACUACGUGGAGCAUGGUACAGUGUUGUCAGUGUCCGUCAGACUAUGCAAGCCUAUCUCAUUUGCAGCUCUAUCAUCAGUAUCGAUACCACGUGGAAUGAUGGCGGCGGCUGAUGAGCCGACUGGUGCGACAGGCGCGGACAAAGAUCAUGCACCCGCUGCUGAUGAUGAUCAACCUGUGCAGAAACCUACACAACAUGGAGAGAUCAUUAAAAGUGACCCUACCAAGUGUCCCUUUUCCAGACUCAUCAUUAUCCGGCGACCACCCAACCAGCUACGCAGGGCAGAACUGCAGCAGUAUGUAGCUGCUUGCAACGGCAAUACCCUGAAGAUUCCCUCUCCGAGCAAGCAAGAAGUUCUCCUCGCUACACUGGCCAUGUACAGAUUGUCAAAGGCACAGCGUGAUGACCCCACACUGGAUCUUCUCACUGGUUAUGAGAUUUAUGAUGAGAGCACCAGUGCGACAGUGGUGGAAGGCCUGACAGUCACCAUACAGAAGUUGUUCAGAAAUCUGGUGAAGCCAGAGAGUAUCAAUGAUAAGACGUACACGCUCCACUGCAACAGUAAUCUGUGUUUCUCGCGACGACUCUACGCAGACUUCUCAUUGCUGUUGGAACGCUUCACCUUGCUUACUGACUUCCAUAGUGUCUCUGCCUGGGAUCGGCCAUACCUGAGUAGUGCACCGCUGGGUGCUGUGGAAUGCAUCGGGCACAUCACUCGUCUGUUUAACACUACUAGUCUGAGCAAAGCCUUCAGGGACGGCGUAUUCAUUUCUGCCCGUCGGCUCAGGGAGAUCAUGCACUUGUACUGCGGAGUACCGGAAUAUCCUCGCACACUGGAUGAGACUAAGCAGAUACUUGCUGAAGAAAAGGAAACGGAGCGACGUGAAGCAAUUGCCCGGGCUGAGUUAGAAGAAGAAAAAAGACGAGAGCUGGCUGCUUUGUAUAAAGACCCUCCUCCUGCACCUGAUCAUGACCGGUGGACGCCCAUUGAUCACCACAACAUUAGCUAUGAUGAGCUAGUGGUCGAGCGGCGCAAGCAACAUGUGCGCAGCUUUGUCAGGAAGAACAUGGAGGCUACCGGGUUGAGGAACAGCUACACGUAUCGCCCAAUCAUCAGGUCAACGGAUUCCUCCGUUCAUGGACAGCACGUGCACACGUACAGCUGCCAGAGGCACAACCGCAAUGCCAGCCGCAAAAUUGCGUUCAGAAAGAGCAAGCGUGAGCGGUAUGCAGGCAACAAAGUCAUUGAUCGUCAAGGCAUGGGGAGUGAGAGUGGCAAAGAGGUGAAGGAAAUGAACGGCCAGCAGAAAAGAAAUGCCACAAGCGAUGAAACGGGAGAUGUCACUUGUAUGGAGAAGAAGGCACGAGCAGUGCAAAGUUUGGACGAUGAAUCCUCUUCGGAUGAAGAGCGCACCGUGCCAUGUUCUGCCGUCUUUCUGACAAAAGACUAUCCGUAUGGAGAGCUGGCGCCUACACUACGGCCUGAGAAGAAACAAAAGUGGCUGACAGGCGGUGGUUUUCAUACGCUGCCAAAGAAAACCCUCAAGGAGAUGCUACGCACGGUGAAGCAGGUGGACCCAUAUCGCACCAAGGAACUAUCAGAGCAAUGGAUUGAACAUAUCCUACACGGAAACAAGUUUGUGCCGCCAGUCCAGAGAGAGGUUUUCUCAUGGAAUAGCCGUGAAAAGGACAUGGAGCGAUAUCGCCAACCACCAACAAACUUCGGAGCUCCCGAACCACCGGCUACAAUUUACCUCGCAGGAGAUACUCUGAGGCAGGAACAGGAUGAAGACGAAGCAUCUCGCUUUGAGAAAUGGCAAUCGGCAGUGCUCCCGUCCCAUGACUUGUCUCGUGGUGGACAAGCGAAAACCCAUCGUGUCGGAAUCCAGUCAGAGUUGCAAACUGGACCUUCCAAUCAAAUUGAUCGUGUGAAAGGACUCCGCAAGGAUGGCGCAAAGAAAGCCAGUCUAAGAUAUUGCACAUCGAGUAUACCCGCUCUCGGGGUUGUGCGUGACCCGUGUGUGGACACACUUGCUAACACUCUGGACAGCUCGCUGUCAGCGCAGACAAUCAGAGCGGAGGAGGCAACCCUGCCAGAGCUCGGCGCCGUGGCAGGAUACAUGCCCGGUCCGGACACCCUGCAUAGUAUCAAGCUGCACGCCAACAGUAUUCCACGGGAUACCCUGUGCCGCGCUCAUGCUCCUCCGCAUAGUUCGUUCAGAACCCACUUGCCGUACCCUGGUCCCCUCAGCAAUGUACCAGUGCCUGAAUGCGUCGCAUCAUCAUCUGCACCACUGCAAGAGGAAGCAGCAGUGGAUAUUUAUCGUUCAACCUGACGUGGCCUGUGCCUGAAUUGCUCUCCCGGAACCGAACAAGUUUAGUCCAGUGUCAGAGUAGAGUGUCGUUUUUUCUUGACCGGAUGUUAUCACAGCUGUACUGACUCCACAUGACCGGUCUGGACUGCACUACAAUGUCAUGAUGAUGCUGUAUAGUGGCUCCUGUUGUUACUAUCCACAUGCCGUGUCAGUGAUAUUUUUGGAUUGUUUCAAGUCAUUCCCUGAUACCCAGUGUUGUUUUCUUCGUACUUGAGUAGGCGGAUUCACAGAACCCUUUUGUUAUUAUGAACUGAUUCAGUCGCUGCUUGAUUUUUGAUUGAAUAAUUUCCAAUGCUCUAUCUUGAGUAGAAGUAUCCAUGUAGAGUUCAAUGAUUCUACACGAUUUGUCAGUUUGGAGAAGUACUUCAAGUUCCGUAUUUUCAACCUAAAGCUGUAAAGCUCUUUGAAA
This is a messenger RNA of Sycon ciliatum, 6732 nucleotides long. RefSeq lists its product as uncharacterized. The record is from RefSeq and is a predicted model, not a curated record. Bases 933 to 6284 code for a protein of 1783 amino acids. The transcript has 22 exons. Lineage: Eukaryota; Metazoa; Porifera; Calcarea; Leucosolenida; Sycettidae.